AUGGAUAGCAAUCAACCCUCGACGGAAGACCUACAAUCGCAGGAUGAGAAACCUAUCGAGGACCCAGAAUCAGGGGAAAAUAGUAUUGAGACCGAGAAGCGCGUUACUCUCGAAGAUCAUGAGAAUCCAGAAAACUGGUCGUCCCUGAAGAAGUCCUACUACAGCCUGGGCGUCGGUCUGGCAUGCUUCUCAGUGACAGUCGCCGCAUCUCUAAUCACGCCCGGAACCCAAGAGAUUGAAGAGAAGUUCCACGUCGGAGAAACGCCAGCGAUUCUGUCGCUCACACUCUACCUGUUGGGAUUGGCGACGGGGCCUAUCAUCGCAGCUCCCAUAUCCGAGAUUCUGGGUCGUGCGGCGAUAUACCGCAUACUGCCGCCGAUAUACAUGCUGUUCACUAUGGGAGUGGGCUUCGUCAACACUUUCGGCGGAUUGCUGGUGCUUCGUUUUCUCGCGGGCAUGGCGGGCUCGCCGCCGCUGGCUAUGGGAGCAGGGACGAUUGCGGAUAUGUAUCCUCCCAGUCGAAGAGCGGCGCCUUUGUGCGUGCUCAUAUCGACACCGUUCUUGGGUUCAGGAUGGACACAAUGGUGUUCGAUCUUCAUAGCCAUCGCGACCUACAUCUACACCCUUCCCAUGGGCGAGACAUACCAGAGAGCACUGCUAAAGCGGAAGGCAAAGCGCCUGGGCAUUGCGACGAAUGAACCGCCUUUGAAAGACUUGCUGGUCCAGCUGCUGCAUGUGACGCUGUUCCGGCCAUUCAAGAUGAUUUUCACGGAGCCGAUAGUCCAGGUCCUGACCUUUUACAACGCGUUUACUUUCAGCGUGUUGUUCACGUUCUUCGCGGCAUAUCCCUACGUCUUCGGCAAAGUCUACGGCUUCAAUAUCUGGCAGAGUGGCCUGACGUUCCUUGGGAUUGGCGUGGGCGUUGUUCUCGCAGGUAUAACUGGCGUCCUUGUUGAUCGAUACAUGUAUCAGCCUCGAUACCGACAAGCUCUCCUUGAGGGAAAGCCCGGUCUGCCGCCGGAGUACAUGCUGUACUCCUCCAUGCUGGGUACAUUUGCGAUACCUGUGAGUCUCUUUUGGUUCGCCUGGACAGCUCGAGGUUCUGUCCAUUGGAUCUCUCCCACGAUUGCUGGUGGACUGUUCUCCUGGGGUAGCGUCACAGUCUUUCUGUCCGCUGCGAUGUACCUCAUCCAUAGUUAUGGCCCAUCGUACGGUGCCUCUGCCAUGGCGGCUAACGGGAUUGGCCGCUAUUUCAUGUCGGCCGGGUUCCCGUUGUUCACUAUUCAGAUGUAUGAAACUUUGGGCAUAGCGUGGGCGACGAGCUUGUUGGCAUUCAUCGCCGUUCUUCUGGUCCCGAUACCGUUUAUCUUCUUCAAGUUUGGCCCGGCUAUCAGGCGCAGGAGUCGCAUGAUCCAGUGA
This is a messenger RNA of Zasmidium cellare ATCC 36951, 1419 nucleotides long. RefSeq lists its product as uncharacterized. The transcript has 6 exons. Gene Ontology annotation, biological process: spermine transport; transmembrane transport; spermidine transport. Bases 1 to 1419 code for a protein of 472 amino acids. Lineage: Eukaryota; Fungi; Ascomycota; Dothideomycetes; Mycosphaerellales; Mycosphaerellaceae. The record is from RefSeq and is a predicted model, not a curated record. Gene Ontology annotation, molecular function: spermine transmembrane transporter activity; spermidine transmembrane transporter activity.